CACCAGGCGGGGAUACUCUGGGGGGAGGAGCUGCCUUUGUAGUGGGUCCCAGCCCAGCCCGGCAAGAAGCUCCCUCCUCUGCUCCUCCGCUAUCCCGAGAGACGGACAUGGCCCACAAGCACCCUGCCUGCAUCCAGGAUCCCAACAAGGUCCAGCGGCUGCUGCUCCGCUCCCAGGAAGCCAAGAAGUUCGCCUACUGUCCCUACAGUCACUUCCCCGUGGGGGCUGCCCUCCUCACCGGGGACGGGAAGAUCUUCUCCGGGUGCAACAUAGAAAACGCCUGCUACUCACUGGGCACCUGUGCUGAACGGACCGCUAUCCAGAAGGCCAUCUCAGAAGGGUACAAAGAUUUCAGGGCAAUUGCUAUUGCUAGUGACUUGCAAGAUGAUUUCAUCUCACCUUGUGGGGCCUGCAGGCAAGUCAUGAGAGAGUUUGGCACCAACUGGACUGUCUACAUGACCAAGCCAGAUGGCACCUAUGUUGCCAGGACAGUCCAGGAGCUACUGCCUGCCUCCUUUGGGCCCAAGGACUUGCAGAAGAUGCAGUGAAAGGUGGAGAAUGCCCAGCACCUGGGAGAGCCUGGGUUCCCACACGCUCCAGGGGACACCACCUGGAGAACUUCAUGAAGACGUUCUCACAGACCUGGGACACCUGCCCAAUGGGCCCCAAGCCCACAGGGGCUGGGCAGAGAUGACUUUUCCAAGUGACACUCAAGCACUGCAGUCUUCUGAUGUGAUAGAGGGUCUCACUCCAGCCUGGGCACCAGCCCCCCUAUAACCCACCUGUCCUCCCCAGACAAGAGCACCUCAUUCCUUCCUUUCCUUCCUGCAGACCAUCUCUAAAAUCCCAGCCAAGUCUGGGCAACUUCCCCAUUAGCCUUCCUGAGGUUCUAGCCUGUUUUGAGUGACUUUUCUCAUUAUAAACAUCACUGCAACCCUGGCCGGUUUGGCUCAGCGGUUAGAGCGUCGGCCUGCGGUCCAGAGAGACCCGGGUUCGGUUCCCGC
Molecule: messenger RNA, 1004 nt
Organism: Molossus molossus (Pallas's mastiff bat)
Lineage: Eukaryota; Metazoa; Chordata; Mammalia; Chiroptera; Molossidae
Gene: CDA
Product: cytidine deaminase
Exons: 4
Coding region: 108-548 (146 amino acids)
Cellular component (GO): cytosol
Molecular function (GO): cytidine deaminase activity; zinc ion binding
Source: RefSeq, a predicted model, not a curated record